AUGACAGUUCACAAGAGCUAUGCUAAAGACUUCCCGGCGAAAUCAGCUGUACGAACUGAAAAGGUAAACAACCUGAGGAGACAGCUAGCCGCAAAGCAGGCAGUGUUUACGCGACCUGUUAAUAAGAGUAAAACUGCCACGAUAGCGUCUUACCGUGUGAGUCAUGUUCUGGCAAAGCACAAGAAAUGUUUUAAAGACGGCGAAGUUUUCAAAGAAGCCUUUGUGGAGGCCGCGGAUGCACUUUUCGCUGACUUCAAGAACAAGAAGGAGAUCAUGUCGGCUAUUCAAGAAACCCAGCUAUCCAGGAACACCAUUACAAGGCGGUGCGAGACCAUGUCAGAGGGCAUUGAACGACAGCUUAGAAAUGACAUUGAGAGCUGUCUUUGUUUUUCGCUGCAAUUUGACGAAUCAACUGAUGCUGUGGAUGUGGCGCAGUUAUGUGUUUUCAUUCGGAUGGUUUUUCAUAACAUGACGGCAAAAGAAGAGAUUCUGACAAUUUUGCCUUUGAAAGGGCACACAAGAGGGUUGGAUGUUUUUGACACGUUUAUGGAGUUUGUCAGUAAGUCGCAUUUACCCCUCUUCAAACUUACAUCAAUCACAACUGAUGGGGCUCCAUCUAUGGUUGGGCAUACUGCUGGGUUCAUUGCUUUGUGCAAGCAGUCGGAAUCUUUCCCUGAUUUUUUGAACUAUCACUGUAUCAUUCACCAACAAGGGCUGUGCGGGAAGAUUUUGAACAUGAAGGACGUCAUGGACGUAGCUAUAAAAAUCGCGUGCUCUUUUCGGGCCAGGAGUUUACAGAGGCGCUUAUUCCGUGCCCAGCUCGAGGAGGCAGGUGCAGACCACACCGAUCUGCUGCUGCACACCGACGUCAGGUGGUUGAGCCGAGGCAAAUUCCUCGAAAGAUUUUUGGAACUUUUGCCCGAAAUUAAAGAGUUCCUGAAGCACACAACUACCCAUGCUGCUGCUUAUACUCAGCUGGAGGACGGUCAGUGGCUCGCUGAUUUGGCUUUUCUCACAGAUGUCACCAAUAAGAUCAAUGACUUGAAUCUCGAGCUGCAGGGGAAAGGAAAGCACAUCGCCAACAUGAUCAGUUCAGUGAACACCUUUAAAACGAAGUUGCGCCUGCUGGUACGCAGGUUGCAACAGUGUGAUGUCAGGAACUUUCCGCACUUGGAGGCUGAGCUCCGCCGUCAGGGCAAAGACAGUGUGGAACUUGCUCGUUAUGAGCAACAGAUCCAAAACAUUCUUUUGGAGUUUGAGCGCCGGUUUACUGACUUUGCGUCCAUUGAGCCUGUUGCUCAGUUUCUGUGCUUUCCAUUUGGUGAAAAUGUUGAUGUGGAUUGCAUUGCGCCCAAAGUAGCCACACUCUUCAGCCUGGACUCCAGUGCUGUCGAGAAUGAAAUUAUCACACUGCAAAAUGACAUUGAGAUAAAAUGCAGAGCAACACCUGGGCUAACUGGCGAAUUCUGGAACCUGCUGCUGGAAGAGAAUCUGCCUUUUCACACGUGA
Messenger RNA from Neoarius graeffei (lesser salmon catfish), 1509 nucleotides. RefSeq names its product zinc finger BED domain-containing protein 5-like. The transcript is spliced from 2 exons. NCBI's taxonomy places the organism in Eukaryota, Metazoa, Chordata, Actinopteri, Siluriformes, Ariidae. The record is from RefSeq and is a predicted model, not a curated record. The coding region runs from base 1 to 1509 and encodes 502 amino acids.